This is a messenger RNA of Chaetomium globosum CBS 148.51, 1128 nucleotides long. RefSeq lists its product as uncharacterized. NCBI's taxonomy places the organism in Eukaryota, Fungi, Ascomycota, Sordariomycetes, Sordariales, Chaetomiaceae. Bases 1 to 1128 code for a protein of 375 amino acids. Gene Ontology annotation, cellular component: cytoplasm. The transcript has 3 exons. The record is from RefSeq and is a predicted model, not a curated record. Gene Ontology annotation, molecular function: 2-oxoglutarate-dependent dioxygenase activity.
AUGGCCCCAUCAGCAAUCGACGCCGACGUUCCGGUGGUCACCAAAAGUGUGGCCCGCGAGCCCCUCAAGCUCUCAGGGGCGCUCGACUCCUAUGAAUCAUUCGAUGUUACGCCCGUCAUUGGUCGAGAGUUCCCCACGGCCAAUUUGAACGAGUGGCUCACUGCAUCCAACUCGGACGAGUUGCUCAGGGAUCUCGCCAUCACCAUCUCUCAGCGUGGCGUCGUGUUCUUCCGCGCCCAGGAUGGCUUAACCAACGAGCUCCAGAAGCAGCUUAUCCUGCGGCUCGGAGAGCUGGUCGGUCGACCUGCCACCUCAGGGCUCCAUAUCCACCCUAUCCUCAACUCCGAGCGCGAGCUGGGAGGGAAUGAUCCCGAGAUUAGCACCAUCAGCUCGAUUCAGAACAAGAAGUUCUAUUCCAAGACAGUGUCGGACUCGCUCAGCCCCAAGAAGCAGAGCAGUGCCCAGUGGCACAGUGACAUUGCAUUCGAACCUGUGCCGGCUGAUUACACGUCCCUACGACUGGUGGAACUACCCAGCACCGGAGGAGAUACGCUGUGGGCUUCGGGCUAUGAAAUCUACGACCGCAUCAGUGAACCGUACCAGAAGUUCCUCGAAGGUCUUACCGCCACGUUUGAGCAGCCAUAUUUCCGGAAGGUGGCAGAAGACGCAGGGUUUCAGCUCUACGACAAGCCGCGGGGCGCUCCUGAAAACGUUGGUGGCGAGCUGAAGGCCAUCCACCCCGUCGUGCGCACCAACCCGGUCACGGGUUGGAAGAGUAUCUUCCCGGUUGGCGGCCAUGUCAAGCAUAUCAACGGCCUAACUGAAGAGGAGAGCUCCAAGCUCCUCAGUUGGUUUCUGGACCUAGUCUACAAGAACCACGACUUGCAGGUCCGCCUCAAGUGGAAGAACCCCAAUGACAUUGGUGAGUCCCCAUGGAUUGGAUACAGGUGGCAGUUGCUAACGUGCGAAGCUAUUUGGGAUAACCGUUCCGUUUUCCACACCGCCACAUUUGACUAUGUGGAAGGCAACUACGGUGAGCGGUUCGGGAACCGUGCAGUGGGUUUGGGCGAGCGGCCAUAUUUUGACCCCAACAGUACCUCGCGGAGGGCUGCAGCGAGUAACGUUUAA